CAGGUAGAUCUGCACCCCUCGGCGGUCGGUAUAAGAGUGCUGAUGUGUCACUUCGCUCUACGUCGAACAGUUGAUAACGAAAAAAAACUAAGCUUCAAAAUAUAACCUGAAAGUAUGGAAGAACGCAAAUGUAAAUGUUUAUAAAUAUACGAUGUCAGGUUUAAAUUUACUACAAACGUAUACUUCUUCUGAUUCUGAAGAUGAUGAAGUUAACAAUGAUAGCCACAAAGUUAUUGAAGUUCCUAAACGUCUACCUUUACCUGGUAGUAUAGCAUCAUGGAAAGGUGUUCCACAUCAUGAAGAAAUUGAUGACAAUCCAAAUCAGCAUGGGGGACGAAUGAGAAGUUUUAAACAUGAACGUGGUAACUGGGCUACCUUGGCCUAUAUUAACUAUGAACCUAGUGAGACCAUGACAUCAUGGAUGUUUUCAGUACUGGGAGAAGUACCAAUUAAGUGUAAUAUAUUUUCUGAAGAGUUUCAUAUUAGUGUAACAAGAACAUUAAUUUUGAAGUUUCAUUGGAUUGAUUCCUUCGUAGAGGAAGUGAAGAAACUAUGUGAACAGACAAACAGGUUCAAUUUGGAACUUCUGAAUGUAAGAGCAUAUACUAAUGAAGAGAUUACACGCACAUUUCUUGGAAUAGAAUGUUUUGAAUCAAAAGGAAUACUUGCUCACUUUAUAAAAAAUCUUAAUAGUGUUCUUGCUGAAUAUGAGUUACCACCAUUUUAUGAGGAUUCAUCCUAUCAUAUUAGUUUUCUAUGGUGCCUUGGUAAUGAAAUUGCAAGUUUAAAUGACCGUUUAUACAUUUUGACUACAAAAUUAAAUCAACUUUUGGCUGACCAUGAAGAAGAAAGGUACAUAAACGUUGAUACGAUACAUCUUAAAAUUGGGAACAAAUUAUAUGCAUUCAAGCUAAGGUGAUAAAUAAUAUUUCUUGUUGUGUAUAUAAGUCUACGACAAAUCUAAGCAGUGCCGUAACGAGGAUAUGAAGCGCCUGUGGCAAGUGUCUAACUUGCGCCUUCUCGUAAUCUAAUAAUAACAAAAAAAAUUAAAAAUUUUAAUGUAACAAGUUAAAUUUUACUAAAUGCAAUAAAUACUAUUAAUCUUAUCAAAAUGAGUUGUCUGUAUAUACAAUAAUGUAUUUGUCAAGGUAUUUGUAUGAAUAAAUA
Osmia bicornis bicornis is the source of this 1167-nucleotide messenger RNA. RefSeq names its product U6 snRNA phosphodiesterase. Gene Ontology annotation, molecular function: 3'-5'-RNA exonuclease activity. The coding region runs from base 152 to 919 and encodes 255 amino acids. Gene Ontology annotation, biological process: U6 snRNA 3'-end processing. Gene Ontology annotation, cellular component: nucleus. Lineage: Eukaryota; Metazoa; Arthropoda; Insecta; Hymenoptera; Megachilidae. The transcript is spliced from 5 exons. The record is from RefSeq and is a predicted model, not a curated record.